UUGUCUUGCGUCUCUUUGCAGGACUCCAAGCUGCGCCAGAUUGUGACGAUGGGACCGCAGGACACGCUCGAAGAGAAAACCGUCACCAUUUGCCAUGGCUCUGAUUUUGUCAACAUGACAUUUGUCAACUUCUGCUGCACACGACGGGACAUUGCCCAGAUCUGGACGGAUGGCCUCAUCAAGCUGGCCUAUAGCCUGUCCCAGCUGAAUGGCUCGGCGAUUAUGUUCCUGCAGAAGGCGCACACAAAACUCUGUCUGCAGGUGGACAAAAGCGGACGCAUCCCAGUGAAAAACAUCAUUAAACUUUUUGCGCAAAAUAAAGAGGAUCGGAAACGUGUCGAGAAGGCGCUGGACGUGACCGGCUUGCCAUCGGGAAAGGUCGAUAGCAUAUCGGUGUCGAAAUUUCAAUUUGAGGACUUUUAUAAUUUGUACAAAUAUCUGACGCAGCGCUCCGAGGUGGAGCGUCUCUUCGACAGCAUCGUGGGUAACUCGAAGCGCAAAUGCAUGACCAUAGCACAGCUGGUGGAGUUUCUCAACAAGACGCAACGCGAUCCACGCCUCAACGAGAUACUCUAUCCUUAUGCGAAUAAUGCACGCGCCAAGGAGCUCAUACAGCAAUACGAGCCCAACAAGUUCAAUGCACAAAAGGGCCAGCUUAGUUUGGAUGGCUUUUUGAGGUAUCUCAUGAGCGAUGAUAAUCCCAUAAUGGCGCCCAACAAGCUUGAUCUCUGCGAUGAUAUGGACCAGCCGAUGUCGCACUACUUCAUCAACUCCUCGCACAAUACCUACCUAACGGGCCAUCAGCUGACUGGCAAAUCGUCCGUGGAGAUAUACAGGCAGUGUCUGCUAGCCGGCUGCAGAUGCGUCGAGCUGGACUUUUGGAACGGACGCACCGAGGAGCCGGUCAUUGUGCACGGCUACACGUUUGUGCCCGAAAUCUUUGCCAAGGACGUGCUGGAGGCCAUCGCGGAGAGCGCAUUUAAAACAUCCGAAUUCCCUGUGAUACUGAGCUUCGAGAAUCACUGCAAUCCCAGGCAACAGGCCAAGAUUGCCAACUAUUGCCGCGAAAUCUUUGGCGAUAUGCUGCUGGAUAAGCCGCUCGAUUCGCAUCCGCUGGAGCCCAAUACGGAUUUGCCGCCGCCAUCGAUGCUGCGGCGUAAGAUCAUUAUCAAGAACAAGAAGAAGCAUCAUCAUCAUCAUCACCAUCAUCACAAGAAGCCGACCUCGUCAAUGGGCCAGGGCACACCUGGUGGCAGCAAUAAACUAACAACGGCCAACUCAGUUGAUGCGGCUGCCAAGGCGGCAACGGCAGCGGCAGCAGCUGCCAAUGCUCAACAAGUGGCUGCCGCAGCGCAGGACGAGGGAGGAGGAGCAGCAGCAGCAGGACGCACAAUGACAGGCGCCGCAAAUGGCGACAUUGUCAGCGGAGCUGGCGGAGGACAUGGGCCGCCAUUGCAACAAAUACGCCAGAGCUCGAAGGAUAGUACCGGCUCCUCGGACUCGGACAGCUCCAGCGACGAUGAAUCCCUGCCCAAUGCACCACCCAGUCUGCCCAGCGGCAAUGAGCCGCCGCCGGAGAAGGCACAAAAGGAAACGGAGGCGGGCGCCGAGAUCUCAGCGCUGGUCAACUACGUGCAGCCCAUACACUUCAGCUCCUUUGAGAAUGCGGAGAAGAAGAAUCGCUGCUACGAGAUGUCCUCGUUCGAUGAGAAGCAGGCGACAACUUUGCUCAAGGAGCGACCCAUUGAGUUUGUCAACUACAACAAGCAUCAGCUGUCCCGGGUUUAUCCGGCGGGCACACGUUUCGACAGCUCCAAUUUUAUGCCGCAACUGUUCUGGAAUGCUGGCUGCCAGCUGGUGGCGCUGAACUUCCAGACCCUAGACCUGGCCAUGCAACUGAAUCUGGGCAUCUUCGAGUACAACGCACGCUCGGGAUAUCUGCUGAAGCCGGAGUUUAUGCGACGCUCGGAUCGGCGACUCGAUCCAUUCGCCGAGAGCACCGUGGAUGGCAUCAUUGCCGGCACCGUUUCGAUCACCGUGCUCUCGGGCCAGUUCCUGACCGACAAGCGGGUCAACACUUUUGUCGAGGUGGACAUGUACGGCCUGCCGGCGGACACGGUGCGCAAGAAGUUCCGCACCAAGACGGUGCGCGACAACGGCAUGAAUCCCGUCUACGAAGAAGAUCCGUUCGUGUUCAAGAAGGUGGUGCUGCCGGAACUGGCCAGCAUACGCAUUGCGGCCUACGAGGAGGGCGGCAAGCUAAUUGGCCAUCGGGUGCUGCCCGUAAUCGGUCUCUGUCCGGGCUAUCGUCAUGUCAAUCUGCGCUCCGAGGUGGGCCAGCCCAUUGCGCUGGCCUCGCUCUUUCUGUGCGUUGUCGUCAAGGACUAUGUGCCCGACGAUCUCUCCAAUUUCGCCGAAGCACUGGCCAAUCCCAUCAAAUACCAGAGUGAGCUGGAGAAGCGCGACAUACAGCUCUCAGUGCUCACUGAUGAAACGGACGCUCUGGCCAAUGCCGACGAGGAUCUGUCCAAGUCAUUCGUUUUCGUCCAAGUAGGUGGCCAAAAGAAGGAGCUGCGCCCGGUGGAAUCGCUAGCCACCUCGCCGAAGCAUCGGGCGAGCAUUUCGAUAAUUGCCGCCACCAGCGUGGAGCUGCCCACGGAUCGCAGCGAUGGAGCACGCAACGAUGACAGCGUCUCCAUUAUGGCAUCGGGCAUACAGCAUCAGCACUCGCUGGACCAGUCGGUCAGCACGUCGAUUAGGCAGGUGGAGUCGUCGCAGUUCGAUGUGGACCCUUUGCUGGCCGAGCCGCUGGACAAGAUACUCGAGCACAAGUCGGUGCGUGAGAAGCGGCUCGAGAUGGAGAAGAAGCUCGAGUCGCUGCGCAAGAAGCACGACAAGGAGAAGCUCAAGAUCGCUGGCCAGAAGCUCAGCCCCCUCGAUGGAGGCAAGAAGCCGAAGUUCACCAUAACCAACAAGCUAGUGAAGCGCCUGAGCAACAGGAGCCUUAAUUGUCUCUCUCCCUACAGCGAGCCGGGCGUCGAGGUGCCGGCCUGCCCCCUCGACCUGGGCGACAGCAGCGAGGAGAGCGCCGGCGCCGGCGAAAUCGGCGACGAGGCCGCCUCCAGCAGCCUGGAUGGCACCCAGGAGUCGCGUCUGCGCUACGCCUGCCGCGAGUACACCACACAGUAUCGGGAGCUGCAGGAGAAGUACCACGAGGCCAUCUACACCGCCGCCGAGAAGGUGCUCAAGAACUCGCAGACCAGUCAAAUGAAACAGCUAAAGGCCUCCCUGGACAAGGUCACCGGCGAGGUGAUGCAUCAGCUGCAGGAAGCGCGUCGCAACGAGGUCAAGAAUCUCGCCACAGUGCACAGAGAUCGCGACGAGCUGGUCAGAAUGAAGCGCGAAGUGGCCAGCUCCGUCGUGGAGCGCGGCGUGGCGGAACGCGUGCGCCUCAAGCAGACCUUCGAAAAACGCACGGAUGAACUGCAGAAGCAGCACGAUGCGGUGCGCAAUGCCCUCGCCGAGCAUCGCUCCAAGGCUCGUCAAAUACUCGACAAGGACGCGGAAUCUCGCAGCUGUGUCUCCAAUAACGGCUUCCUGGUGCUCUUCCAUGGACCGCACCAUCAUGGCUGCUCGGCGGGAACAGCUGUUACCAGCGGCUCCGCCCCACUCUCUGGCAAUAAUCUCACACUCAACUUGAACGCUGGUGCAGUGGGCAGCGGGGGGGCUGGCCUGGCCAUAUCGCCAGCCAAGUCGCACAAUAGCAUUACGGCGGAGAUGAAGACGUAAAAUGGGACAGGAUCGAAAGAUAGCACGUGUUAUUAUUUAGUUUUCAGUAUUCGCGGCAGUUGUGUUAGGGAAAGAAAAGCAAAAAAACAAAAACAACAAGAAGUCUUCGUAGCGAUUAGUCUUAUAGAUCUAAAUAACUGUAACUGUAACUGUAAUUAUAACUGUAACUGUAACUGUAACUACGCGAAAAGGGGAAACGCGUUUUCUAACUGAACAAACUAGCUGUAGUACUCGCGGGCAUAUAUGUAUGUACAUAUGCCCAUCUAUUUGAAUAGCACAUGAACUAUAUGUCUAUGUGUAUGUAACUGUAUGUUAACUGUAAUAGUCGGUGUAUUUAUUGUGUAUGUGAAUGACUCAUAUGUUUAUCUAUAGAUGAUAUGCUUACAAUAAUUCUAUUCUAUCUCUAGACCGAACCAUACGGUUUCUUCCUAUUCGAACUACGCUGAAACUCUGAGUGUCUAAACCUUUAAGCAUAAACUAUAUAAUUUAUUUAACAAAAACAAAACCGUAGAUGAAAAACAAAUUUAGAAACAGAUAGAAAUUUAUAACCUCACUUAACAUUGAGGUUAUGUGACGCAGUCAGAGAGAGAGAGAGAGAGUGUGAGAGUCUCUCUCUCUCUCUCGUCUGACGGGACGUCAUGUGCUCCAUUUCUACUAUUUAAUGUGGUUGUGUGUAUUACUUUUUAUAUCAAAUUUACUUUUACAUUAAUUAUUUAUAUACAAUAUAUAUAUAUGCAUAUA
This is a messenger RNA of Drosophila montana, 4530 nucleotides long. Its product is annotated as 1-phosphatidylinositol 4,5-bisphosphate phosphodiesterase classes I and II. Lineage: Eukaryota; Metazoa; Arthropoda; Insecta; Diptera; Drosophilidae. The transcript is spliced from 14 exons. Gene Ontology annotation, biological process: release of sequestered calcium ion into cytosol; lipid metabolic process; phosphatidylinositol-mediated signaling. The record is from RefSeq and is a predicted model, not a curated record. Gene Ontology annotation, molecular function: calcium ion binding; phosphatidylinositol-4,5-bisphosphate phospholipase C activity. Bases 49 to 3789 code for a protein of 1246 amino acids.